AUGGCGGCCAACUUCGCUCAUACCAUAUCGGUGGUGGACAAGUCUGGGAAGGUAGUGAGCACGAGUAAACAUAUCUUUGGCGUCUUCAAGGAGGCCCGCGAUGCCUACCGCGAGCGUAAGGCUGAAAUCCGGGCCGAACGGAACGCAAUCAUUGCGGAAAAGCAGGCACUGAAGGCCCUGGAGGCCUGUCAUAUCGAUGAAGAGCGCUCCAUAGCUGCAUCGAGAAGGAGUGGCAGGAGCAGGAGAUCACACCAUCCUCCGAGAAGUCACCACCACCGAUCGCACUUCGAACAAGAUGCCCCUGGACAAGACCCUCAGGCUCCAUAUGGACAGGCAAUGGAUCUUCAGCGGCGUUACAGCGAUCAAAAUAUUGGAGUGAAGGAAUCAAGACCAGUGGCAGGCCGCUAUAACUCGGAUUCCCACAUCGAUAUGGAUCUCGCGUACGGGGAAGUUCACCCUUCUGCGCUUGCGCUGGCCCCGCGGAGUGGACCAGCGCCCGAAGCAGAGGAAUUAAAUGGCCUAGUCGACAGGGCAAAGAUGCUGCUUGAAGAGGCGGACUGCCUCCAGCGCAGUGCAACAGCCACUAUGGCCCAUCUGCAGAAAAACCCUGAUGCCAUGGCUGCAGUCGCGCUUACUCUGGCUGAAAUCAGCAACAUUGCCGCGAAGAUGGCACCGAGUGUGCUAACCAGUCUCAAGGCCAGUGCGCCUGGAGUGUUCGCACUGCUCGCAAGUCCGCAGUUCUUGAUCGCUGCCGGCGUUGGUAUCGGUGUGACCAUUGUCAUGUUUGGCGGAUAUAAAAUCAUCAAGUGCAUCCAAGGUGCGGGCGUUGGCGCUGGCGCCGACAUCCCCAAGGACCAGCAGGCCGUUGCAGAGCCAAUGGACCAGAUGUUCGAACUCAAUGAGAAGAACCUGAGCCGUGUAGAGGUCUGGCGCCGUGGCGUGGCUGACGUGGAGGCGGAGAGUGUCGGCACCUCCGUUGACGGGGAGUUCAUCACUCCGACGGCGGCAGCCAUGUCUGGCAUCGAUAUUACACUUGCUGGCAUGUCCCGCGACCCCAGGUUCAGAUAUGAAGACGAUAUGUCGAUGGCGUCAUCUCACCGAUCCCGGCGCUCGCAUCGCUCAAAGGCACAUUCGAGUGCCCACUCUUCAUCUUCAGCCCCAUCCCGGGCUCACUCGAAAGCUCCUUCAAAGGCCCCCUCAAAGGCUCCCUCAAAAGCUCCUUCGCGGGCACCUUCGAGGGAGCCCUCGAAGGCACACUCUCAGGUUUCCGCGAAGGAGAAGAAGCCCAAGGAAAAGCCAAAGAGAUCUAGCAGACUGAAGCUGAUGUUUACUGCGUAA
This is a messenger RNA of Paecilomyces variotii, 1338 nucleotides long. RefSeq lists its product as hypothetical. Bases 1 to 1338 code for a protein of 445 amino acids. The transcript has 2 exons. NCBI's taxonomy places the organism in Eukaryota, Fungi, Ascomycota, Eurotiomycetes, Eurotiales, Thermoascaceae. The record is from RefSeq and is a predicted model, not a curated record.